GACAGACAGACAGACAGGCAGACCGACAGCCAUCAUCCAUCCCUCCACCCGCCCGCCUCGCCUCGCCCAUUGGCGGAGAAGGAAGGAAGGGAGGAAGGAAGACCCGGGCGCCGGAGGCCAUGGCCGAAGCCUUCGCGGGCACCUGGAACCUGCUGGACAGCAACGGGUUCGACGACUACAUGAAAGCCAUCGGCGUGGGCUUUGCCACGAGGCAGAUUGCGAACCUGACCAAGCCUACGACCAUCAUUGAGGUCGCGGGGGACAAGGUCACCGUGAAAACCCAGAGCACCUUCAAGAGCACCGAGAUCAGCUUCCAACUGGGAGAGGAAUUUGACGAAACGACAGCCGACGACAGGCACGUCAAGUCUCUUGUGACGUUAGAUGGUGGAAGACUUGUUCACGUGCAGAAAUGGGAAGAAAAGGAGACCUCGCUCAUUCGAGAACUGAAAGACGAGAAACUCAUUUUGACGCUGACGAUGGGCAACGUGAUCUGCACUCGUACCUAUCAAAAAGCUGUAUAGAUUUUUAAUGCUCGUCAUCCAAUGACGAAUUCGUUGCCAAAUCGCCUGUAUGAUUUCCUCCGUGUUUUUGUAUCUCGAUUGCACCUUUUUUGAAUCCAUCUGUUGCCAAGGUCUUUCCAGCUGCUUCUUAUCCUUGCAACCCAAUUUUAUUUUCUACUUUUAAACUAUUGACAAGUGGGAAAACAAUGUGGAGUGUAAUAAACGUAAGCUGUGGUUA
This is a messenger RNA of Anolis carolinensis (green anole), 738 nucleotides long. It is a transcript of the gene fabp3, whose product is annotated as fatty acid binding protein 3. Gene Ontology annotation, cellular component: nucleus; cytosol. The transcript has 5 exons. The record is from RefSeq and is a predicted model, not a curated record. Gene Ontology annotation, molecular function: long-chain fatty acid binding. Lineage: Eukaryota; Metazoa; Chordata; Lepidosauria; Squamata; Anolidae. Bases 120 to 521 code for a protein of 133 amino acids. Gene Ontology annotation, biological process: long-chain fatty acid transport.